Messenger RNA from Limanda limanda (common dab), 1428 nucleotides. Its product is annotated as ectonucleotide pyrophosphatase/phosphodiesterase family member 7-like. The coding region runs from base 1 to 1428 and encodes 475 amino acids. The transcript is spliced from 6 exons. The record is from RefSeq and is a predicted model, not a curated record. NCBI's taxonomy places the organism in Eukaryota, Metazoa, Chordata, Actinopteri, Pleuronectiformes, Pleuronectidae.
AUGAUGUGGACGGCAAGUCUCUGCCUCCUGUGGGCUUUGUCCGCCCUCGGUGCUCCGGUAAACAAACAGAGACAGAGAAUGCUGCUGAUCUCCUUCGACGGUUUCCGGUGGGAUUACGACCGCGAUGUAGACACUCCGAACCUCGACAAAAUGGCCAUGGAUGGCGUCAAGGCCCAGUAUAUCACACCUCCGUACCUCACCAUCACCAGUCCUACACACUUCACCCUCUUGACAGGCCUCUACGUGGAGAAUCACGGGGUAAUCCACAACAUGUGGUUCAACACAACCACCUCGGAGAAGAAGCCGUACUAUCAGACUCUGUUUGUGAAUGAGUGGUGGGACAAUGGCUCUCUGCCGAUCUGGAUCACAGCGCAGAGACAGGGCCUAAAAGCUGGCUCUCUUCACUUUCCCGGCACAUCUUCCAGUUACCAGGGAGAAGUUGCUAUUGUGCGGGAAGUGGAGCCAAUGCUUUACAACUACAAGAACGAGACGGCGUGGCGAGAGAACUCAGACAAGGUGAUGAGCUGGUUCAGGGACCAGGAUCUGGACUUUGUGUCCAUGUACUUUGGCGAGCCAGACGGCACAGGCCACAGAUACGGCCCCGACUCCCCGGAGCGCCAGGAGAUGGUCAAGCAGGUUGACAGAACUGUGGGCUACAUUCGACACUUAGCUGAAACUCACGGCUUGACCAACAGCCUCAACAUCAUCGUCACAGCAGACCACGGCAUGAGCAACGUGUACCGCAAUGGUCUGGUGGAGGAGAUCACCCUGUCUGCCAUUCCGGGCUUCUCCUUCAGAGACGUGGCGUUUCACCUGGUGGAUUUCGGGCCCUCUGGGAUGCUUCUGCCAAAGCCGGGCAUGCUGGAGAAGGUUUACAGCGCUUUAAAGGGGGCCCAUCCACACCUUCAUGUUUACAAGAAGGAGGACAUGCCCGAGCACCUCCACUUCACCAAAAAUGAUCGUAUCCUUCCCAUCAUCUUAUGGGCCGACCCCGGAUACGUGAUCAAUGGGUAUUUCCCGGUGCAGUUCCACAAGGGCGAGCACGGCUUUGACAACCAAGAAAUGGACAUGAAGCCCUUCUUCAGGGCAGCGGGUCCGGCGUUUCGCAAGAACCUGGAAGUGGGACCUUUCGAGUCAGUGAACAUCUACCCUCUGAUGUGUCACAUCCUGGGCAUCGAGCCGGAGGUCAACGACGGCCACCUGAACGCCACCAGAAACAUGCUGGUUACGAGCACUGGUACUCAGGGUGAAAAUAGAAAUGUCAUGACAAACACCUUUACUGGACUCGCUGCAGUGGCUGGAUUCCUUGCUGUAGUUUUUGUUGUUGUGACGUCCCACAAAAUUAUCAAGAGAACACGCAAGGACAAAAGAUCAGGAAGUGUGCAGCAUCUCCCAGAAGAAGAAAAAACAAAACAAACUGCAUUUUGA